AUGCCGGGUUGUCCUCAUGAUGAUGAAUAUUCAUCAAAACCACCACCUGGUUUUACUGAUGAUAAUUUAACGUUAAAACGUGUACAAUUAAAUGAUUUAUUAGAACAAGUUAUUGAUAAAUAUCGACAUGAUCCACAAUUUAUUGAACAACAAUCAAAAGAAACAGAUUUAUUAAUUUCUGUUGCACAAUUUAUACUUCUAUCAUCACCAAUUUCAUCUGAUGAUAAACGAAAUUUUCUUAAUAAUAUUGUCAAAAUUGGACAAGAUUUAUUAAUAGAUGAAAAUCAAGUUAAUAAUAAUGAACAAAUCUCUUCAUCAAUCAAUUCUAAUUCUCAAUUGAAUGACGAUAAAGAUAUACCGAUAGCUACUCUUUCAUUAAAUACAAUAAAAAAUGAUACUGAUGGUGAUUUUUCACUCGAUGAUCUUGCUAAUGAAUUUCUUCAAAAUGAAUCAUCACCUUCAUCUGUAAAUGAAAAGUCAAUAACAUCAAUUGAAUUUGAAGAACAUGAUUUAACUCUUGAUAAUCUUAGUAAAGAUUAUACUUCAUCUUCACCAUCGAAUGAAUCUAUUCUGAUCAAAUCUCCACUUGAAUCUAUACUUUUUUCUAAUCGUUUAUCAUCACAAGAUGCUGCAGAUGAUGCUGCUUGUAUUUGGAAAGAAGAAUCAAGUUCAUUUGGUCAAAUAUUUUGUGGAAAAACAACUGAAAGUCAACCAUUAGUAUCAAAACGAAUUUCAACAUGUUUAUUUGAUCGUAGUUUAUAUGAACGUGUAACACAUCUUAUUAAUCUUUUACCUAAACAAUGUAUUCGUAAUGCUGUUCAACAAUUAUCUAUUCGACAAAAUGGACAACAACAACAUCGACCACCACGUACAAAUAAUAAUAAUCGACGUCCACCACAACAUCGACCAACAUUUCAACAAAAUUCAUCACAAGUACAUUCUCUUCAAUAUUUUCCAACUGCACAAAAUUCUCGUCAAUAUUCAAAUCAACAAGGAAAUCCAGGUGGAUAUUUUGUCGAUCGAAGACCACAACAACAAAAUAGAUAUCCUCAUCCUCCUCCUCCAUCAUCUUCCGCACAAUAUACCGGUAAUCAACCACAACAACAACAACAAUCAAGACAUGGACCUAAAAAUAAUUCUUAUGGUAAUGGAUAUCAAUCACAAACAAAUAAUCAACAAGCAUCAAAUGAUUAUUAUCAUCAACGAGGUACAAAAAAACCUUCCGGUGGUGGUGGUAGUGGUGGCAGUAGUAACAAAUUGAGCAAUGAGAAAUCAGGUGCACCUGGAUCCGGUCCAAGUUUAAAACCCAAAUAG
Molecule: messenger RNA, 1314 nt
Organism: Rotaria sordida
Lineage: Eukaryota; Metazoa; Rotifera; Eurotatoria; Philodinida; Philodinidae
Source: the annotation of a GenBank genome assembly